This is a messenger RNA of Ostreobium quekettii, 1593 nucleotides long. The record is from the annotation of a GenBank genome assembly. Lineage: Eukaryota; Viridiplantae; Chlorophyta; Ulvophyceae; Bryopsidales; Ostreobiaceae.
AUGUUCCAGCCGGACGCUUUCCAAAGAUCGCGGGGCCAGCCCCCCGGGCGGAGAUACUUCGGCGGCGGGAACAAUUUCGGCCGGGACCUCCGCGACGACGAAGAUCGAGACGCCUGGGGUGGCGGCAUUAGCCGGGGGUGGGCCAGAUCCAAUCCCAGGGAUGAGUACGAUUAUCGCGGGGGUGGCGAUUAUCGCGGCGGAUACCGCGGAGGGCGCGGGGGAUACGGCGGCGGGUAUCGGAGACGGGGAUAUGGGCGGGACAGGGGUCAUGAUGAUGAUGAUGAUGAUGAUGACGAUGGGUGGGGGGACGGAGGGUGGCGGUACUCGAGGCAGAAGCGGCGGAACGACUACUGGCGGGACGACGGGGAAGAGUUUUGGGACCGCGGGGGCUACAGGGGUAGAGGGAGAGGCUAUGCUAGGAAUUACUACCAACACGAUGACAGGGACAACUGCAGAGGCAGGGGUGGAGCCUAUCAGCGUGGUAGGCCACGCAAUUACGAUGGUCCACGGCGCAGAUGGCAAAAGACUGCCACUUCCAGAGUUCCAGCCGGUGCUGCUAAGGAUGUGUGCCUGCUGACCACUCUUCCAGGCCAUGCCAAGGCAGUGACGGCAGUUGCUUUCGACGAGGGCAGCGGAAGGCUCUUCACUGCUUCCAAAGAUGGGACCGUAAGGCUCUGGAGUGCUGACAGUGGAGAGUGUCAGAGCACUGUGAAGAUUGGCGGAGAGGUUGAUGUCCUGCUCCUUGCAAGCAGGUUUCUGUUCAUAGGGAUGCAUGGCCCAGACAGCUCGAAGGGCGGGGAUGUGGGCUCGGUCCGUGUUUUCAACCUGGCCUCCAACUCUGAACAGUCGAUCGUGGCCCACGAAGGUCCUGUGCUGUGUCUGCACGGCGUCGACGAGUUCCUGUUCAGUGGUGGCCAGGACUGCGACAUCAAAGCCUUCAAGUACAACACGCAGACAUUGCUUUUCGAAUCUGUGGGCGUUUUGUCAAGGGCACAAAAUGGCCACUCUGCGCCUGUUACAGCCAUGACAUCGAUUCCACCCACUUACCUUUUCUCAGGAGACAGGCAGGGCAAUAUCAAGGUGUGGAGCCUGGAUGUUGGCAGCUGCUCACAGACGCUGGAGAGGGCGCACUGCAAGGCGAUCAUGAGCAUGAUCGUGUGGCAGGGCGUGCUGAUCAGCGGUGCAUUGGAUGGGGCCAUCAAGGUCUGGACGCAGAGGAAGGCCAGUAACACCGGGCUUGUCCUGGAUACUGCUCCCAACUAUGAGCACCAAAGACAGGGCGCCUUCGGUGGAGAGGCGCCAGGCGUGCUGUCUAUGUGUGGUACACCGGACGGAAAGAAAAAAGCAGUGCUCAUGGUGGGCCGAACGAACGGCCUUGUCGCCCUGUACGACCUGCCAGAGUUCAGAGAGCGAGGGAUCUUGCCUGAGAUUCACCAACCACGCGCGCUCGGAACAGGUCCGAGCGGCCUCAUGUUCACGGGAGACAAGGGCGGCCGGGGUGUGAAGAUCUGGCAGUGGGAUGGGGACUGGGAUGACGAGCCACAAGACGGGAAUGGGCAGACUGGAAUGGCCGACGCCCCGAUUGUGCUUUGA